AUGAAAGAGUUUGUCGUUGGCUGCGCUGCUCAGAACUCAGUAGCCAUCAACGCCGUGAUGGAACUGGACAGACUGGAGGUUCUUCUCGGAGGAGAGCAUCACGUCGAUGCUCCGGUCACAUUCAAAAUAACUAUGGAAGCUGACCUCAAUGUGAACACGCUUGUCAUCAAUGGCUCUGCCAGCCACCUUGUUGUAGUACUCGACGGUGUGCUCCGUUGUAAUCGUGUCAAAGUCGCUGAAACUUUCAAAAAUGUCACCAUCACCGGAAAAGGAUCACUUGAUAGUCAGCUGGUAGCGGCUGAAGGCUCAAACAUCAACUUCAAUGUCUACCAGAUCUUCCGCACGAAUGAGAUGUUCUGCAGGAAUGUAAUUGUGCAGCAGGACUCUCUUCUGCGUCUGCAGCCCUGUGACGACCAUGACGUCACUACCGUAUCUUGUGACAGGAUACUUAUUGAGGGUACUGUAUUCGUCGAACGUAAAUUGCUGUUGGUGUCAAAGAAGUCCGACAUAGGAGAACUACAAAUCCGCGGCCCAAUAAUUGGCACAACGCCGGAUAGUGAAGUGUCUAUCGAGAGUACGAAGGUUUCCAUUGCUGGACAGGUCGCUAAUUUGAAACUGUUCGAAAUCUACGCUCGCGACUCGACCCACUUCUCGCUGGCCAAACUGAAAAAUGUUAGAUCGGUGGCUAUCGAUUGCAGCGAACUGACCCUGAAUGCUGACAUUGACUCCUGUGACAAUUUUGUUGUGAACGCUGAUGCAGUGAAUUUAUCGGGCACCUGUUCCAGUGCAAGCUCAUCCGGAGCGUUGUCUGUAUAUUGUAGCUCCCUGCAGUCGUCUAUCAAUGUCAGCAAUAUUACGCAGAUGUACCUCAGCUGCAGAAGAGCAGCAUUGAUUAGGGGAACAAUUGAAAACGUGGACAGCAUUGAAAUUGACGCGAAAUGGAUCAAUAACCAUGCGUCAUUGGUGAAAUGCGUUGAUGUCAAGCUCACAGCUUGGUCUAUCCACUUUUGUGGCUCUUCUUCAUUGACGAAGUUGAAAAUGACGUCACUCGGAGUCACACUCAUCAAUGGCACCAUAAACGCGGCUGAGCUUAGCGCCACGGCUCCGUUCAUAGUCGCUAUGCAGCCGUCGUCGUCUUUGAUGGCAGAGAAGCUGGAGCUUAAUUCCCUGUGCCUAUGUACCAAUAACGAUCUGAAAUUGAGUGGAACGAAUUAUUUGUGGCUUGUGUUCGAAGAAAUGGUCUACAGACCAAAACUAACUCUCACCCAGGCGAACAACUGGAAGGAAACGGCAGAGAUGAUGAAGGAUCGCUUCAGUAGUCCCACUAUUGACGUUGACGAAGUAAUUGUUGGACUGAAAUAUCUGGGCAGCGAUUUGCACUAUAACGAAAAUCUCUCUGGAACAGAUUCGAAACAUGAAACUUACGAGGAGUUGUGCAGGAUGUCUCAACGAUUCGAUGGUGCUCCUAUCAGUUUGUUCAACAUUGCGGAUCUUGUGGCGUUGAUCUAUGGAGGACGGUCAGUGUUCGCAGUGUCGACGGCUGUGGAAAGGAACGAGGAGAAUCGAAGGCGCGAAAAAGAAGAGUUACGCGCGCUCUACGAAGGAUUAGUUCAGUUCAAAUCGGCUAAGUACGGCAAAGAGUCUCGAGGCUCAUCAGACACCGACGUGGGCUACGUUAGUAGGAGUUCUAGUGAAGAGCUGGAUCGAUCAAGAUCACCGAGAUCGCCGGAAGUGCCAACGUGUAGUCUGUUCAGUGAGAACCACUUCCACGUCAUCGAAGAAAAACUGGAGAGGUCGUUCGUCAGUGACAUUACUGUUGAGGAGCUGAAUGCGUCCCUGAUCGAACAAGAAGAACUAGCCGAAUUCGAGCUGCUUGAGCAGGAAAUCGAGGAGGGAGAAGAGGGAUUGGUCCGAACCGAUUAUAUUAUCUGCCGAGAUGAACGAAUACAAUUGGCGCGUCUCCGACAGCAUACGGUCACCUCACAACCACCCCGACCAAAACCUCAUUUUCCGAUUGUUCGGGUGCCGUCUUCGAACGACUUGGUGAUGAAGCGACUGCAGGUGAAAGCAACGUUGUCAAACCUCGAUCUACGAUCUUUCGGUAGCGAAACUUCGCUGACGUCUCUUGACCUUUCCUGUGCAGGCGAUUUGGGCUCGCCCAUGCAGUUCGCCGCUAGUCCAUUCCAG
Messenger RNA from Ostertagia ostertagi, 2187 nucleotides. NCBI's taxonomy places the organism in Eukaryota, Metazoa, Nematoda, Chromadorea, Rhabditida, Trichostrongylidae. The record is from the annotation of a GenBank genome assembly.